AACGCUUCUUGAUGACGUUAAAUGUUUUCUCCCGUUACAUCGAUGAGCUGUAUCCGUGAUGCUGAGAUGUUGCCUCUUUAUUGGUUCGGGAUACCACUGACGUGGCCUAUAAAUAGCAUCCGAUUAUCGACUCUAACGGCUAUAUCCAUCCCCUUUCUUUCCCCCGGUUAUUUUUGCGUCGUUCUCGAAUCUCUCCUCGCUCUACGCCUUCAGGCCUCAGCGUCGCUGUACCCUUCGCCUCACCGUGCCGCUACACCUCCAAUCCUCCUCAGACUGGGAUCCAUGUUCAGAUGCUACAACUUAGCUUCCACUUGGGAACUGGGCUUUCUAACUUUGUUUGGGAAUUUCGCUGCCAAGGGCGAGAUUGUUCUCUGCAAGAGAUCAGGUCACGGAACUAUAAGGAACCAAGAUGGUGGUGUUUUAAAGAAGAAGCUUAACAUCUUAUGGUUGUAAAUGUACUCUAUGGUAUGAUUCUAUUUCAUGGAUGAAUCAGUGGAAGGCUUCUUCUUCUUCCUAAUCUAUAGUGUACUUAAUCUGUAGUUCAUCUAUAUUCUCAGCAAUUGUGUUCUGGAGUGGUACUGUCUUUCCUGCCUUUUGUUCUUACUCUAGAAGUUUACAUUCUUUCCUAUCUUUUGUCCUUACUCUAGAAGUUUACAUCUUCUGAAAAUGAUGAAACUGAUAAUCUUGAACGGCUUUCUAAACUUUUUGAAAGUUACAACUGCUCACUGGGCUAAAGGGCUUGCUAAAAGGGAUGAUAGGGUCAUAGACAACAAACAAACACAAGGGACAGAUAAGAUCCUGAAAAUAGUGAUGUCUCUUGUAACUGUUCUGAUUUUUGGGUUUUUUUUUUUUAAUCAAAAUUGUAACUCUUUUGUUCACCCUCUUCUUUACACAGUAGUGAGCUGGUGAAAAAGUACUGAGGCAGCAAUGGCUUACCAUCAUGUUUGCUGGCUUCUUUCCUAUUAAAGUGUAUACCUGCAAUUAGUGGGCAUGCUUUUGUGUACAAUAUAAAUAAGGUAGCCAAUCUUUGGUCACCUUUUCCUAUUUCAUUGUCUAGCCUCAAAAUUUAUAGAUGGUUAGAAAUCAGAACAAUUUGUUGCAACAAGUGCAGCUUUAUGAUACCUAGCUGGAAAAAUACAGUAGCAAGAUUUGUAGUUUAAGUAAAUUGAGUUCAUCUAU
Molecule: messenger RNA, 1179 nt
Organism: Rubroshorea leprosula
Lineage: Eukaryota; Viridiplantae; Streptophyta; Magnoliopsida; Malvales; Dipterocarpaceae
Source: the annotation of a GenBank genome assembly